CUCUCUCCAAGAGGAUCCCUUUUGAGGCUUUACCAGUUGACAUAUGUUGACAUGGGGUGAUCCCAUGCCAGUGCUCUCGGUGCUGCACGCCGAGAGUGCGUUCCACCGUCCAUGUCGGUCAAUGUGGCAUGGCAAGCGGCACAAGCGCCGCAUCUAGCAACGUAUGUGCACCCGGCGUCGCAUGCGCUGCACGCCGCCCCACUGCUUCAGCCAACCCUCUGUGCACCGCCGCAACAAGCUCCAGCUCUCAGUCUAGCUGCUGGUUUGGGAGCAGAUAUAUUCCAUCGCCAAGCGUGCGUGGCAUCAGUGCCAGGGCUGUCCCUUGCAACUUUGCCUGCUUCAGCCGCCUUGCCUGCACUCCCUCUGCCAGGAAUACAACUUUCCCAGGCUGUGCCAACCAACAUGACCCCACCUCCGGCUGCUGCAAACAUAGGAGGCAGUUCAGUGGGCAGCUUUGACUUCACCAAGGAGCAAUGCGCCGGAAUCAUUGAACUUCAGCAACAGUACCAAGCUGCUGGAGACCAUCAAAGCGCGGCCGUCGUGGCUCAGUAUGCGGCUGCAGGUGUUGAUUUGAGCUCCUACCUGGAGGCUGCUGCAGAGCAUUGCCAGCCUCCCAAAGUACAUGAUCCAAGCAGGCGAUUUUCGGGAAUCGUGCGUAGCUGGAACCCAGAUGGUGGUUUUGGCUUCAUCGUUUGUUCGGAGUCCAGAGCAAUCUACAACAAGGACAUAUUUCUGCACAAGUCUGAGAUUGGCCACGAGCCAGACCUCUACAAGCUGCGUAGGAGGUUGGAAUUUCGAGACGGGGAGCCUGUCUCGUUUCAGGUGGAGUAUGACGACAAGCUCAAACCGAGGGCCAGAAUCAUAUUGGCAGUGCGAUGGGGUUUGCUGAAAAGCAUGCCAAACAUGUCGAGCUCCUAAGCCAUCCAGAGCUCACGUCCAACCCAGACCUUCCCAUGGAGGAGCAGCCCCUGCCGCCAAAAAAACGUCGACGACGUGGGGAAAUUGCAGACAAAAA
Cladocopium goreaui is the source of this 1015-nucleotide messenger RNA. Lineage: Eukaryota; Dinophyceae; Suessiales; Symbiodiniaceae. The record is from the annotation of a GenBank genome assembly.